AUGCCGCCAAAAAGGAGGGUACGUCUUAGCCUUCGGUCUGCAAGAGCGUCCGCUAUGAGGGCAAGAAGGGCCCGCGAGUCCCAGGAGCAGACUACAAUGCGACUAUCACAGGUCGCUCAACGCAGCGCCCUCACGCAGGCCUCGCAGUCACAAGAGGAGCGUGCCACCUGCUUGGCUGGGAAAGCUGCCUACAGGGCUUCGUUGCGAUCAAGGCUCAAGAAUGCACAACGGUCGAGAAUGAACGCACAGGCUGCAGCAACCGCCUCUGCAUCUCGGGCUUCCGAGACUCAUCAUCAAAGGCUUCUUCGUAACGUAAGAAACGCUGCUGCCACUGCGAAAUCAAGGGCAAUAGAGACACUUGACCGCAGGCGCGCCCGUCAAUCCAGGGACGCUGCUGCAACAGCGAGCGCUAGGGCUGCUGAGACACCGCUCCGUAGGUCUGUGCGAAAUGCUACGAAUGCUGCCACCACUGCCAGGUCGAGGGCAGCUGAAACAUUUGACCGCAGACGCGCCCGUCAAUCCAGGGACGCUGCUGCAACAGCGAGCGCUAGGGCUGCUGAGGUCGUAGGUCUGUUCGAAAUUUUCAAAAUGCUGCCACCACUGCCAGGUCGAAAUGCGCCCGUCAAUCCAGGGACGCUGCUGCAACAGCUAGGUCGAGGUAGUCUGAGACAGAGCUGCAGCGGGCAACCUGCAAUGCCCGCAACGCUGCAGCGACUUCUGCUGCCAGAAACUCCAAGGGCCCACAGACAAGGGCAAACAGACUUUCAAGGGCUGCUACAAACAUGGCCGCUGUGCGCUUAUCUCAAACUCCCCAAGCUCGCCGCAUACGCCUCGACGGCGACAUUCAGCGCCUUGCGGCCGCCCGUGAUGUUACCUAUCCCAGUAGCUCUUUUUGGUCUUUCUUGGCUUUCAAUUACGACCCCGGCAUUAACUUAA
Acanthosepion pharaonis is the source of this 936-nucleotide messenger RNA. The record is from the annotation of a GenBank genome assembly. Lineage: Eukaryota; Metazoa; Mollusca; Cephalopoda; Sepiida; Sepiidae.